This is a messenger RNA of Candidozyma auris, 1644 nucleotides long. Its product is annotated as sugar porter family MFS transporter. The transcript has a single exon. The record is from RefSeq and is a predicted model, not a curated record. NCBI's taxonomy places the organism in Eukaryota, Fungi, Ascomycota, Pichiomycetes, Serinales, Metschnikowiaceae. Gene Ontology annotation, biological process: transmembrane transport; carbohydrate transport. Gene Ontology annotation, molecular function: carbohydrate:proton symporter activity. The coding region runs from base 1 to 1644 and encodes 547 amino acids. Gene Ontology annotation, cellular component: membrane.
AUGGGCUUGUCGGCGUACGAAGAGCGCAUGGUCAAGCCAGCGUUGGCUUUCAGAAAGUUUCUCGAUCACGGCCCGAAGAUCACCAACAUCUUCUUCAUCGCCAGUAUCUCGUGUAUCUCGGGCUUGAUGUUUGGUUUUGACAUCUCGUCCAUGUCGGCGUUUUUAGACCAGAAGGCAUACCUUCUGUACUUCAACCACCCAGGCUCCGAUAUGCAAGGCUUCAUCACCGCUUCCAUGUCGCUUGGUUCCUUCUUUGGUUCUUUGGCCUCGUCGUUUGUGUCUGAGCCUUUUGGUCGUAGAGCGUCGUUGAUGAUUUGCGCCUGGUUGUGGAUGAUUGGUGCUGCCAUCCAGUCGUCUGCUCAGAACAGGCCGCAAUUGAUCAUUGGAAGAUUCAUUUCUGGUGCUGGCAUUGGCUUUGGUUCUUCGGUGGCUCCCGUCUACGGCUCGGAGCUUUCCCCAAGAAAAGUCAGAGGUUUCAUUGGCGGGAUGUUCCAAACCAGUAUUACGUUGGGCAUCUUGGUGAUGUUCUACAUUUGCUUUGGCUGCAGCCACAUCGACGGCGUGGCCUCGUUCAGAAUCUCCUGGGGCAUUCAGAUUGUGCCUGGUCUUAUUUUGUUCCUCGGCUUGUUUUUCAUCCCAGAAUCCCCCCGAUGGCUAGCCAAAAACGGCUACUGGGACGAGGCAGAGCAGAUUGUCGCUGAUAUCAACGCCAAGGGUAACAGAGAGGACCCUGAUGUGAUCAUUGAGGUCCAGGAGAUCAAGGACCAGUUGCUUUUGGAGGAGAACGUCAAGGCUUUCACCUUUGCCAAAUUGUUCUCCAAGAAGUACCUCCCCAGAACCAUCACCGCCUUGUUCGCCCAGAUCUGGCAGCAGAUGACUGGUAUGAACGUCAUGAUGUACUACAUUGUCUAUGUGUUCAAGAUGGCGGGUAUUUCUGGUAACGCCAACUUGGUUUCUUCUUCGAUCCAGUAUGUGUUGAACUUUGGCAUGACGGUGAUUGCUCUUUUCUUGAUGGACAAGAUUGGAAGAAGACCCUUGUUGUUGAUCGGCGCUGCUUUCAUGACCACCUGGCAGUUUGCUGUUGCCGGGCUUUUGGGCCACUAUUCCGUUCCCUACCCUGACUCUGGCAAUGAUUCCGUGACCAUCCAAAUCACCGAUGAGCACAAGCCUGCUGCUAGAGGUGUGAUCGCUGCUUGUUACUUGUUUGUUUGUUCCUUUGCUGUUUCCUGGGGUGUGGUUAUCUGGGUGUAUGUUUCUGAGAUGUGGGGAGACUCUGUUUCCAGACAAAGAGGUGCUGCUUUGGCCACAGCCGCCAACUGGAUCUUCAACUUCGCCAUUGCUAUGUUCACGCCUCCUUCGUUCAAAAACAUCAAUUGGAGAACCUACAUCAUCUACGCCUCGUGCUGUGUGGCCAUGGGCCUCCAUGUGUUCUUCUUCUUCCCCGAGACCAAGGGUAAGAGAUUGGAGGAAAUCGACCAGAUCUGGACAGAAAAGAUCCCAGCAUGGAAGAGUGCCUCUUUUGUGCCAAAAGUGCCAAUCUUGCCCGAAGAAAUCGAAGAAAAGGCUGCGGCAGAGCACGCAGAGAACAACCAGCGGUCUUCUUCCGAUUCGCCUACAGAAAAGGACCCCAACUUGGCUGUCUAG